AUGAAGUCUACAGGUGGGUCUCCAGGUGCACCCGCAGGUUCAAGUGCUGCCUCUGGCAGCAAUCGAAGACUGCAGCAGACACAAAACCAAGUGGAUGAGGUGGUGGACAUCAUGCGUGUCAACGUGGACAAGGUGUUAGAAAGAGACCAGAAGCUUUCUGAGCUGGACGACCGGGUGGAUGCCCUGCAGGCAGGAGCUUCUCAGUUUGAAACAAGUGCUGCCAAGUUAAAGAGGAAAUACUGGUGGAAGAAUUGCAAGAUGUGGAUAAUUGGGAUUAGCGUGGUGGUCAUCAUCAUCAUCAUCAUCAUUGUGUGGAGUACUUCUUCGUGAAUAGCCUGUGGAACUCAAGCCUGCUGCCCGCGGGACCUCUUCAAGACUUCUGACUUAGUACCUGCGAAUUAUCAAGCUUGCCUACUACUAUUUCUAAAAGGACUAUUUUUGGUUAGUUAAUGUAAAGUUUGAUUUCCACGAAAUGUGCCUUUGUUUUUUAAUGUGCACUCCAGACUAGAAGCGGAGUCAAUCCAGCCCCCGGUGUGCACAGUGCCUUUACCAGUUUACACGGGGCUGCGGGGGAGGACUUCUGCCGGUGCAGGGUUACCAUGGAGAAGGAACGUCGUCACUGAGUAAUCGCUGGGCUCCAAUUAUGGUAGUUUGUUCCACAUUAUCUCUUCUCUUCAUAGGGCGUUGUCUCAAGAGCCACCUUUUAAACCUUUGGGUAAUCCGAUUUCCAACUCGUGCCUUCCAGAAAGAACAUUACUACCUAGCAUAAAUCUGUGACCGUAACAGGCCAUGCCUUACGUAUUUUGCUGUUUUUCUGAGUACCUCUAAGAGAACGCACUACUAUUUAUAAGCACUACUAAUGCAGAAUGUUUGCUCUUAUUGCCUAUGAAGAUGUUUACCGUCGUUAUUGUUAUGUAUAACUUGCUAAAAACAUGCUAUUUCAUCAGAAAUUAUCAACCCUUUUAAAAGUACUGUUGUUAUAGAACUGCGGCUGUGACCAAAGUUUCUAUUUUGCCAAAAAGUUGAAUCCCAGUAAGCACCUUAUAAGUCUGUUCCUUACAGAUAAACGCCGAAAAGUGCCAAAUGGAACUCAGGGUGCCCUUCAACAUUUCACCUGUGUUGAACCCUCUGCAUCUUGGCUGGCUGUUCUUGCCUUUGAGAGAAUGUAUAUAAUAUGACUCCCAAUUCAGCCUUUUCCCAGGGGCUGGAGAAGGCUUGUGCUCAACUCUGUCCACCUCACAAGGAGUUUAUCCAGCUGUCUUCAGUUUAACAGCUGUGGAGGCCAGAACAUGUCUGAGAAUGAUGUGAGCAACUGUUUGGUAGCUUGGUCAUUAUCUGGUCCAUCCCACGUUUAAAUUAUGCUUUCAAUUAGGCAUUGGUCCGAGGUGGGUGACUUUUUACAGAGGAUAGCUAGCCAUGCCCUAAACAUGCACGGGCUGCUGCUGUCAUCUGAGAGAUUUUAUUGGCGUGUUGUGAGACUCUGGACAUCAGGGUCUGUGGCUAACAGAUGGGGGUACAGUGUGAAGGAAGACAGACAAGGGAGCCGUGCAGAGACUUCAGCCUCUGCGGCCCACCGUUAGGCCAUUGUUCCACAGUGCAGAUCCACAUGCUGUUACUCAACUCCAAAACAUGGCUUCCGUUUCUUUAAUACCCGUCCCCUACCGUCACGAAAACUAUAAUGCUGAAGACUUGCCUUCCAUCGUGAGCCCCUGAGAGCAAAAGCAGCUGUCGUGGCAGAACAUGAGCUGCCCUCUGCACAGGCGCUCUUGGCAGGUCUGACUGAACCGCGGUGUUUUCUCCUUGGUCUCAGUGCUCCAAGUCCCAUGCCACCCUCUGGCUCCUGCACUAACCCAGAAUACCUCGCUUAUAUCUGUGUAAGCUAGCUGGGAACUUGCCCGCUGUAAUGAACUGAAUAAAAAGUUUGUAAACAUCA
Echinops telfairi (small Madagascar hedgehog) is the source of this 1933-nucleotide messenger RNA. RefSeq names its product vesicle associated membrane protein 3 (gene VAMP3). Gene Ontology annotation, biological process: vesicle fusion; SNARE complex assembly; vesicle-mediated transport. The record is from RefSeq and is a predicted model, not a curated record. Gene Ontology annotation, molecular function: SNAP receptor activity; syntaxin-1 binding. NCBI's taxonomy places the organism in Eukaryota, Metazoa, Chordata, Mammalia, Afrosoricida, Tenrecidae. The transcript has 5 exons. Gene Ontology annotation, cellular component: SNARE complex; plasma membrane. Bases 1 to 330 code for a protein of 109 amino acids.